Molecule: messenger RNA, 5050 nt
Organism: Manis javanica (Malayan pangolin)
Lineage: Eukaryota; Metazoa; Chordata; Mammalia; Pholidota; Manidae
Source: RefSeq, a predicted model, not a curated record
GAAAAUCAGAGCAUCAGAAUGAAAAAUACCACACUGCUACUCACCUUCCACCUUCUCUGAGCAAAAGAAGAAAUAAGAAGAAACAAGCCACAUAAGAGUCUUCAUUCCACAAGUACCCUAGGAAUCAUGCUGGAGACGUUCUGCAACUCUACCUUUUGGAAUUCCUCAUUCCUGGAUAGCCCGGAGGUGGACCUGCCACUUUGUUUUGAGCAAACUGUUCUGGUGUGGAUUCCCUUGGGUUUCCUUUGGCUCCUGGCCCCUUGGCAGCUUCUCCAUGUAUAUAGAUCCAGGACCAAGAGAUCUCCUAUAACCAAACUCUACCUUGCUAAGCAGGUGCUUGUUGUGUUCCUUCUUAUUUUAGCAGCUAUAGAGCUGGCCCUUGUACUCACAGAAGACUCUGGACAAGCCACAGUCCCUGCCAUUAGAUAUACCAACCCAAGCCUUUACCUGGCCACAUGGCUCCUGGUUUUGCUGAUCCAACACAGCAGGCGAUGGUGUGUGCAGAAGGACUCUUGGUUCCUAUCCCUAUUCUGGAUUCUCUCAAUACUCUGUGGCACUUUCCAAUUUCAAACUCUGAUCCGGACACUCUUAAAGGACAGCAAUUCUAAUCUGGCCUACUCCUGCCUGUACUUCAUCUGCUAUGCAUUCCAGAUCCUGACCCUGAUCCUUUCAGCAUUUUCAGAAAAGGAUGACUCAUCAAAUAAUCCAUCAUCCACAGCUUCAUUUCUGAGUAGAAUUACCUUUAGUUGGUUUGACAGUGUUGUUCUGAAAGGCUACAAGCAACCUCUGACACUUGAAGAUGUCUGGGAUGUUGAUGAAGAGAUUAAAACCAAGACACUUGUCAGCAAGUUUGAAAAGUGCAUGGCAAGAGAGCUGCAGAAGGCCAGGCAGGCAUUCCAGAGACGGCAGGAAAAGAACUCCCGGCAGAACUCUGGCGACAGGCUACAUGGGUUGAACAAGAAUCAGAGUCAAAGUCAAGAUGUCCUUGUGCUGGAAGAAGCUAAAAAGAAAAAAAAGAAGUCUGGCACCACAGAAGACUUUCCCAAGUCCUGGUUGGUGAAGGCCCUCUUCAAAACCUUCUACAUGGUGCUCCUGAAAUCAUUACUCCUGAAGCUACUGCAUGACAUCUUCAUAUUUGCAAACCCUCAGCUGCUGAAACUUCUGAUCUCCUUCGCAAAUGACCGGGACUCGUAUGUGUGGACUGGGUAUCUCUGUUCAGUCCUCUUGUUCGCCGUGGCCCUCUUCCAGUCCAUCUGCCUGCAGUAUUACUUUCAACUGUGCUUCGUGCUGGGCAUGCAUGUGCGGACAACCAUCAUGGCUUCUGUGUAUAAGAAGGCAUUGACCCUGUCCAACCGGGCCAAGAAGCGGUACACCAUUGGAGAAACUGUGAACCUGAUGUCUGUGGAUGCCCAGAAGCUCAUGGACGUGACCAGCUACAUCCACAUGCUGUGGUCAAAUGUUCUGCAAAUUAUCUUAUCUAUCUACUUCCUGUGGAUAGAGCUGGGACCCUCAGUCUUAGCAGGUGUUGGGGUGAUGGUACUUCUAAUCCCAGUUAAUGGGAUACUAGCCACCAAGAGUAAGACCAUUCAGGUAAAGAAACAGGACAAAGCUGUGCAGUUUUCCGAGGCCUCCUUUACCUGGGACCAGGAUUUAGAAGCCACAGUCCGAAAACUUAGUAUAGGCUCCUUGAGCUUGAAUAAAAUGCUCGUGACCUUGCUUUUCCAGGUGUCUGUGAUCACAUUUUCAGUUUACACCCUGGUGGAUAGCAAUAACAUUUUGGAUGCACAAAAGGCCUUUACCUCCAUCACAGUUUUCAAUAUCCUGCGUUUUCCCUUGAGCAUGCUUCCCAUGGUUAUCACCUCUAUGCUCCAGGCCAGUGUUUCCACAGAACGGCUAGAGAAGUACCUGGGAGGGGAUGACUUGGACACAUCUGCUAUUCGACAUGACUGCAAUUUUGACAAAGCUGUGCAGUUUUCCGAGGCCUCCUUUACCUGGGACCAGGAUUUAGAAGCCACAGUCCGAAAUGUGAACCUGGACAUUAUACCAGGCCAGCUGGUGGCUAUAGUGGGUGCAGUGGGUGCUGGGAAAUCCUCCUUGAUGUCAGCCAUGCUGGGAGAAAUGGAAAAUGUCCAUGGGCACAUCACCAUCAAGGGCACCAUAGCCUACGUCCCACAGCAGUCCUGGAUCCAGAAUGGCACCAUAAAGGACAACAUCCUCUUUGGAUCAGAAUUGAAUGAAAAGAGAUACCAGCAAAUUCUGGAGGCCUGUGCACUCCUCCAAGACUUGGAAGUGCUGCCUGGAGGAGACCAGGCUGAGAUUGGAGAGAAGGGUAUAAAUCUCAGUGGAGGUCAGAAGCAGCGGAUCAGCCUGGCCAGAGCUACCUAUCAAAAUUCAGACAUCUAUAUUCUGGAUGACCCCCUGUCAGCUGUGGAUGCUCAUGUGGGAAAACAUAUUUUCAAUAAAAUCUUGGGUCCCAAUGGCCUAUUGAAAGGCAAGACCCGCCUCUUGGUUACGCACAGCAUUCACUUUCUUCCCCAAGUGGAUGAGAUUGUGCUUCUGGGCGAUGGCACCAUCUUGGAGAAAGGGUCCUACAGCGCUCUGCUGGCCAAGAAAGGAUUGUUUGCUAAGAAUCUAAACACAUUCAUAAAACAGACGGGUCCUGAAGGAGAGGCCACAGUCAAUGAAGACAGUGAAGGAGAAGGUGACUGCGGGCUGAUACCCAGUAUGGAGGAAAUCCCUGAGGAUGCAGUCUCCUUGACCAUGAAGAGAGAGAACAGCCUCCAUCAAACACUUAGACACAGUUCUAGGUCCAGCAGAAGGCAUCCAAAGUCCCUGAAACUCUCCCUGAAAACUCAGAAUGUGAAAACCUUGAAAGAAGAUGAAGCACCAGUGAAAGGACAGAGACUAAUCGAGAAGGAAUUCAUACAAACUGGAAAGGUGAACUUCUCCAUCUACCUGAAAUAUCUACGAGCAGUAGGAUGGUAUUCGAUAUUCUUCAUCAUCUUUGCCUAUAUGAUCAAUUCUGCGGCUUUUAUUGGAUCCAACAUUUGGCUCAGUAAUUGGACCAAUGACUCUAAAGCCUUCAACAGCACCAACUAUCCAGCCUCUCAGAGGGACAUGAGAGUUGGUGUCUAUGGAGCUCUGGGAGUAAUUCAAGGUGUAUUUGUGCUCAUAGCAAAUCUCUGGAGUGCCCGUGGUUCCACCCAUGCAUCAAAUAUCCUUCACAAACAACUACUGAAUAAUAUCAUCCGAGCACCCAUGAGUUUUUUUGACACAACACCCACAGGCCGGAUUGUGAACAGGUUUGCUGGGGAUAUCUCCACGGUGGAUGAUACCCUCCCCAUGUCCUUGCGCAGCUGGGUCUUGUGCUUCCUGGGGAUCAUCAGCACCCUUGUCAUGAUCUGCAUGGCCGCCCCAGUCUUCAUCCUCAUCAUCCUUCCUCUCACCAUCGUUUAUGUGUCUGUUCAGAUACUUUACAUGGCCACUUCCCGCCAGCUGAGACGUCUGGACUCUGUCACCAGGUCCCCAAUCUACUCCCACUUCAGUGAGACUGUGUCAGGUUUGUCUGUCAUCCGUGCCUUUGAGCAUCAGCAGCGGUUUCUAAAACGCAGUGAGGUGGGGAUUGACACCAACCAGAAGUGUGUCUACUCCUGGAUUACCUCCAACAGGUGGCUUGCGGUUCGGCUGGAGCUGGUUGGAAACCUGAUCGUCUUCUUUUCAUCCUUGCUGAUGGUUAUCUAUAGAGACAGCCUAAGUGGGGACACUGUGGGCUUUGUUCUGUCCAAUGCACUCAAUAUCACACAGACCCUGAACUGGCUAGUGAGGACGUCGUCAGAAAUAGAAACCAACAUUGUGGCUGUUGAGAGAAUAAAUGAGUACAUAAAAGUGGAAAAUGAGGCACCCUGGGUGACUGAUAAAAGGCCUCCAGCAGGUUGGCCCAGCAAAGGGGAGAUCCAGUUUAGCGACUACCAAGUACGGUACCGGCCUGAGUUGGAUCUGGUCCUGAAAGGGAUCACUUGUAACAUGAGGAGUGCAGAGAAGAUUGGUGUGGUGGGCAGGACAGGAGCUGGGAAGUCAUCCCUGACAAAUGGCCUCUUCAGAAUCCUAGAGGCUGAAGGUGGCCAGAUCACCAUUGAUGGGGUAGAUAUUGCUUCCAUUGGGCUCCACGAUCUCCGAGAGAAACUGACCAUCAUCCCCCAGGAGCCCAUCCUGUUCUCUGGGAGCCUGAGGAUGAACCUAGACCCUUUCAGCAGCUACUCAGAUGAGGAGAUCUGGAGGGCCCUGGAGCUGGCUCACCUCCAGUCCUUUGUGGCUGGCCUGCAGCUUGGGCUGUCUCAUGAAGUGGCAGAGGCAGGUGACAACCUGAGCAUAGGGCAGAGGCAGCUACUCUGCCUGGCCAGGGCUCUACUCCGGAAAUCCAAGAUUCUGAUCAUGGAUGAGGCCACCGCUGCAGUGGAUCUAGAGACGGAUCGCCUCAUCCAGAUGACCAUUCAAAACGAAUUCUCCCACUGCACAACCAUCACCAUUGCCCACAGGCUGCACACCAUCAUGGACAGCGACAAAGUAAUGGUUCUAGACAAUGGGAAGAUUGUAGAGUAUGGCAGCCCUGAAGAACUGCUGAAAAACCCUGGCCCCUUUUAUUAUAUGGCCAAAGAAGCUGGCAUUGAAAGUGUGACCAGCACAACGUUCUGACAGCAUAUCCCAAGGACUAGAGAAGGACUAUAAGGAUCGUUCCUUAUUUAAUUUUUUUGUGAAAUGUAUCAUACAUAUGGAAGUGUGUGUAAAAUGUACAUUUUAAAGGAGGAUCUUAUAUGAACAACCAUGAACCCACUACCCAGGUCAAGAAAAUGAUUAUUGCCAGCUACAUCAGACCCCGCCCCCACCAACGAUCUCACUUUGAUCAGACCUCCCUGCCACUCCCGCCCACCGAGAUAACCACUACCCUGAAUUUCGUGGUAAUUAUCCCCUUGCUUUUCAAUUUUAGCACUUCGAAUGUAUCCUUAAACAAUGUGUACCUUUUUUUAACUUAUGUAAAUGGCCUUAUACUGCA